CUGAAUACUGAAUCAAUUGACUAGCCUGCUAUACUGAUCAUAUUUGUACUGUAUCGACUACAAACUUAUUUGUGCUUGUCUGAAGCCCCCCAAAAAAGCCCAAAAUUCUAAAAAUUAAAACUUAAAACUCCAUUCGAUUGGUGCAAACACUGUUAAUACACACUUUUGAACAAUACAAAACAGUUCGUGCCUGCUAACGUUUAUACAGUUCAAAAACAUGUAUAACAAACGUUUAAAAUACUUCAGUACAUACAAUGUUUAUUUUUAAAAAAUGUUUUUAAACAUUAGAAUAAUACAAACAUGGUUAACACAGAACACGGAACAAAUAACACUAAUAAAAUAGAAACGUUAACACAGUAGCUUGUGUAAAAUAAACAUCAUUAACACAGAACGAACGUCAUUAAAUAGAACUCAUGACCGAUGCACAAACAACAAAUAUUUUACAUGAGAAAAUCUUGAGGCAUCUAAUGGUAAAAUGCCAAUUUCACUUUUACUUUUACAACAUUGACCUCAUUAUUAAUCUUUUUUUUUUAAUUUUGAUUUUUUUAGAAAUUAAAAAAAAAUCAGGAAAAAAGAAAUGAGUUUGAAAAGCCAAACAGCCGAUACCAUUAAAAAUAUAUGGCUCUGUAACCAAAAUUCCAUUUUACAAGAUAAUUGUAACGCUACAGAAAAUUGCGAAGAAAACUGGACGGAUGCGAAUUUUACACAGUGUCUUUGGAACAACACUGGAGAAGAAGUGACAAAUUUGUCGGAAUUGUACGAAAUGAUCAGAAAAUUAACAAUUUCUCCUUACGGUAAUCCACAAGUAGAGAAAGUUUUUACCGAAUGUAUCCGGACAAUUUUAACAAUACCAAAACCGAACGACGGUAGACUUUACUGUAGUCGAACCUUUGAUGGUUGGGGUUGUUGGAACGAUACUUUGGCAGGAAGCGUAGCUUAUACACCUUGUCCAAAUUUCGUACCGGGAUUUUUAAGUGGUAAAUACGCUCAUAAAGUUUGCAAUAAAGACGGAAGUUGGUACAGACAUCCAGAUACGAACAAAACUUGGUCCAAUUACACGACUUGCAUCGAUCACGAAGACUUAUCUUUCCGACAGCAGAUCAAUACGUUGUAUGUUAUCGGAUAUUCGUUGUCUCUGGUAGCAUUAUUGGUAUCUUUGUUCAUUUUUUGCUAUUUCAGAGCACUUCAGUGCAAGAGGACGACCAUACAUAAAAAUCUCUUUCUUUCGUUUUUGAUUAAUAACGUGUUUUGGAUUAUUUGGUAUCUUCAAGUGGUGCAAAAACCUGACAUUCUAGUAUCGAACGAGGCGUGGUGUCAAAUUUUACACGUCAUCGUACACUACUUUAUGGUGUCCAACUAUUUUUGGAUGUUUUGCGAAGGUUUAUAUUUGCACACGAUUCUUGUUAUCGCAUUCGUUUCCGAAUCCAGGCUGAUGAAAUGGUUCUAUUUCUUGGGAUGGGGGAUUCCUCUUCUAUUAACCAUCCUCUAUGCUAUUUUACGAGGUCUUAUAUCGACGUCAGUAGCUUACUGUUGGAUCGAAGAAAGUAUAUAUCUAUGGAUUCUUUCCGGACCCGUCUGCGCUUCGAUGUUGCUCAAUUUAAUAUUUUUAAUCAACAUUAUUCGGGUGCUGCUUUCAAAAUUACAUUCCGUAAAUUCUCCGGCUAAUAAUCAAACCAGGAAGGCCGUUCGAGCUACGGUCAUACUCAUUCCUCUUUUGGGAUUACAUUACUUGCUGACACCGUUCAGACCGGUGCAAGGAUCUUCGGGAGAGGUAGUAUACGAAGUGAUAUCGGCAACCGCCACAUCUUUACAAGGUUUUUGCGUUUCUCUCCUGUUUUGUUUCUUCAACGGCGAGGUGACCACGGUUAUAAGGAAAAAAUGGAGAGAUCUGAGGACGGUCAGACAGACGAGCAAAAGAAUAACUCGCGCCACCACAGUGUCCGUAGUUUCUGCAGAGAACCUCAUCGGACGAUGGAACAGGAAGGACAAUUUAUUCGAAGUGUGCAUCUUCACAAAUGUGAAUUCGGUUGAAAGACUUAAAAACUUCUUUUUUCUGAUGAAUUAUGCGACCGAAAAAUUCUCUACGACGAGGGAAAAGUUUCUAAAUUGCCAAACUAAUCAUUUUAUCGUCUGGUAAAACUGUACGAGGAUCCAAAAAUUCACCAUUAGCACAAAUUCUUAUCUUUUAUCGGGUCAAAAGUAUUUUUUAUAAGUGUAAUUAACAUCGGAUUCUAAUGAAUAUUAAUUUAAGCUUAAAUUCUAAGGGGGGAAAAAUAUGUGUGUGUUAUCGAUUUGAAAUUUUGAUUUACUGUCGAUAUUAAAUAUAUUGUCUUGUUUGAUUUAAACUAUACAAAUGGUUAAUAAUUUGUUUAUAUUACCGUUUAAAUUAUUAAUAAAGUAUUUAACACAAAUCG
This is a messenger RNA of Centruroides sculpturatus (bark scorpion), 2414 nucleotides long. Its product is annotated as calcitonin gene-related peptide type 1 receptor-like. Bases 578 to 2137 code for a protein of 519 amino acids. Gene Ontology annotation, biological process: adenylate cyclase-modulating G protein-coupled receptor signaling pathway; cell surface receptor signaling pathway. Gene Ontology annotation, molecular function: calcitonin receptor activity. Gene Ontology annotation, cellular component: plasma membrane. The record is from RefSeq and is a predicted model, not a curated record. Lineage: Eukaryota; Metazoa; Arthropoda; Arachnida; Scorpiones; Buthidae. The transcript is spliced from 15 exons.